AUGCUCGAAAAUGUUCUUAAAUUGGAGAAAGAGUCUCUGGCUGCAGUUGAAAAUGAAUUAGCUAAAUUAAAAAUUCAAGUCGAUCAGCAAUUAAAUGAAUAUAAUUUGAAGCGUGAUGAAAUUCUUGGUUUGGUUUUGAAUGGUAAGUUGUGGAUUUUAUUUAAGUUGGGGUUUUUAAUGGAUUUAUCGGAUCUUGAUCUAGGCAUUAGACACAUUUUUGAAUUUAAUUUAUGAAAAUUAAGUUUUUGACUUUUAUGUAGUU
Messenger RNA from Meloidogyne enterolobii, 262 nucleotides. The record is from the annotation of a GenBank genome assembly. Lineage: Eukaryota; Metazoa; Nematoda; Chromadorea; Rhabditida; Meloidogynidae.